Molecule: messenger RNA, 2272 nt
Organism: Leptonychotes weddellii (Weddell seal)
Lineage: Eukaryota; Metazoa; Chordata; Mammalia; Carnivora; Phocidae
Gene: DBR1
Product: debranching RNA lariats 1
Biological process (GO): mRNA splicing, via spliceosome
Cellular component (GO): nucleus
Molecular function (GO): RNA lariat debranching enzyme activity
Source: RefSeq, a predicted model, not a curated record
UUCAGGCGUCUUUUCGAGGGGUGCGCUCAGUCAGUGUUGGCGGGAGCUGAGCGAUCAGUCCGCGCUUUGCUGUCCGCCCUGGGCUGGCUCUGGUGUAGGGGCUUGCGGGCAGCGCUCCCCGCCUCGAGCCGGCAGGAUGAGGGUGGCUGUGGCCGGCUGCUGCCACGGCGAGCUGGACAAGAUCUAUGAGACGCUUGCGCUGGCGGAGAGGCGCGGCCCCGGGCCGAUAGAUCUUCUGCUGUGUUGCGGCGACUUCCAGGCGGUGCGCAACGAGGCCGACUUGCGUUGCAUGGCCGUCCCGCCCAAGUACCGCCACAUGCAGACCUUCUACAGGUAUUACUCUGGAGAGAAAAAGGCCCCAGUUCUCACAGUCUUCAUUGGGGGAAACCAUGAAGCCUCAAAUCAUUUGCAAGAGUUACCCUAUGGUGGCUGGGUGGCGCCAAACAUUUAUUAUUUAGGUUUGGCUGGUGUAGUAAAAUACCGAGGCGUAAGGAUUGGUGGCAUCUCUGGUAUCUUUAAAUCUCAUGACUAUCGAAAAGGUCAUUUUGAGUGCCCCCCUUAUAAUCCAGCUACAAUAAGGAGUAUAUAUCAUGUGAGAAAUAUUGAAGUCUAUAAAUUAAAACAGCUGAAGCAGCCUAUGGACAUAUUCUUAUCUCACGAUUGGCCAAGAAAGAUCUAUCAUUAUGGAAAUAAGCAGCAGCUUCUUAAGACAAAAUCUUUUUUCCGACAAGAAGUGGAAAAUAACACCUUGGGAAGUCCUGCUGCCUCAGAGCUCUUAGAGCACUUCAAGCCCACGUACUGGUUUUCCGCACACCUUCACGUGAAGUUUGCAGCCUUGAUGCAGCAUCAGGCCAAGGAUAAAGGACAGACAGCCAAAGCAACCAAAUUUUUAGCCUUGGACAAAUGCUUACCACAUAGAGACUUUCUUCAGGUAAUAGAAAUAGAACAUGACCCCAGUGCUCCUGAGUACUUAGAGUAUGAUAUUGAAUGGCUCACUGUUCUCAGGGCUACUGAUGAUCUUAUUAAUGUGACUGAGCGCCUCUGGAAUAUGCCUGAAAAUAAUGGCCUGCAUACAAGGUGGGAUUAUAGUGCAACAGAAGAAGCUAUGAACAAAGUAUUGGAAAUACUGAAUCAUGACCUCAAAGUUCCAUGUAACUUUAGCAUAACAGCUGCUUGUUAUGACCCUAGCAGGCCACAGACACAAAUGCAGUUGGUUCAUAGGAUCAAUCCUCAAACUACUGAGUUUUGUGCCCAACUUGGCAUCACUGACAUGAAUGUCAGGCUUCAGAAGGCCAAGGAAGAACAUCACUUGUGUGGUGAAUUUGAAGAGCAGGAUGACAUGGAGAGUAAUGACUCUGGAGAAGACCGUAGUGAAUAUAACACAGAUACAUCUGCCCUGUCCUCAAUUAAUCCAGAUGAAAUAAUGUUAGAUGAAGAAGAGGAAGAUGAAGAUAGUAUUGUAAGUACGCAUAGUGACAUGAAUACACCAUCUGUAGAACCUUCUGAUCAAGCUUCUGACUUCUCUGCAAGCUUCUCUGAUGUCAGGAUCUUGCCGGGUUCCAUGGUUGUAUCUUCUGAUGAUACAUUGGGUUCCCCAGAUGGCAGAGAGGGGAAACUUGGUGAGGCUCCGGAGUCAGAGGAUGGAAAUGACUUAGAGUUGCCAUCGAAGAGGCUGAGUGAUGAACAUGAACCUGAACAAAGAAAGAAAAUUAAGAGGAGGAAUCAAGCCAUCUAUGCUGCUGUGGAUGAUGAUGAUGCAGCAUAAGACAAUUUACUUUCUUAGUGUUAUAUGUAGAUAUGUGAUUUUUGAGACCAUAUUUUUAGAUUUGGAUUUUUGACUCAAGAUUUAACUUUGUAAUAAUGAAGUUACUUCAGAGAAUUUUAGUUAGGUAUUGACUUUGUCUUUAGUCCUUUGUAUAUUUCAGAUAAAAAUAUUAAAAUUUCAUAUAUUUACUUGAUCGAGUACCUUUUUUUUGAAGAUGUAUAUUGUUCACUUUCAUUUUUUCCAGCAAGCACUUACUGAAUACCUACUUUGUACCAGGAACUCUUCUGUAAAAUGGCACUAGAAAGACGAGUAGGACAGGGAUUUUUACCUUCAAGGAGUUACUACCACUGUGAAUAUUUUGGUGUAUAAAAUAUGGCAUAUUUAUAUUUUGUUUUGCAAAGUCAUUACUACAUGUGUAAUUUUGUAUGCUUUCUUUUUAUUUGUUAUAAAUAUUUUCCCUGGUGUGCUCUUAAUGUCUGUCAAAUAUAAUUGAAAUUGAAGAUGGUA